Rubroshorea leprosula is the source of this 4118-nucleotide messenger RNA. The record is from the annotation of a GenBank genome assembly. Lineage: Eukaryota; Viridiplantae; Streptophyta; Magnoliopsida; Malvales; Dipterocarpaceae.
AAAGCUGUAGCUGUUAUUUGUCUAUAUCCAAAUCCUUAAUUUUUCAGAUAACAAAAUCCUUUCCUCGUCUCUACACAAGACUUCAAGCAAAAUCAUAGCUAAUGUUUGAAGAUCUGUCUCAAAUAAACCUAUUGAUUUUAAAAACUCUGAGUUGGCCACAGCCUUUUGUCAACACUACACCCCAUUAUAAAUGGCUGUUUCACCACCAGGACUCCCAAUCAUCCCUUCUCCUCUAAGUCCAAGAGCAAGUUUCUCCUCCACCCUAUGGGAGAGUGUGAGGGAAUCUGGUAAUGGCGAAGUAACUUCACUCCAUUUUGUCCCAAGGAUAGCAAAACACUCAACCGUGGGAACAAGACUCUCAUUGAGACCAAGAGUGAACAUUUUGGGGCACUUGGAAACAACAGAGGGUUGCUUCCUCUUUCUGAAUGCCUAUGCUUCGCAAGUAGCCUCGAUUACUGCUGACUUAAGCAUCGGAGUGUCUACCACGAGGAUCCACCUCGGGGCCUUACAGGUUGAUCCAAAGUGCAAAUACGAACUGAAGAAGGACUUCUGGUCAGCCCGAGGGGGAAACUCGUCUCAGCCUCUUGGACGAGGUCAGAUCCCUAGCAACCUUCCACCUCACCCCCCACCCCCAAUCCUGAAUGCAUUCCCUCAUGUUGACCAUACAGAAGGAGGGGAUGAAAAUCAGCCACACAAUUUGGCUCGCAACUCCGCCUCUACUGCUAACCAAGACGUAGUUGCAACUCAGCUCGCUGCCAUGCAGCAGCAGUUUGGUGUUUUUCAACUAGUGCUGGCUCACGAGGUGCCCCCACCUCCACACCCUGCUGCUGAUUCUGUACCCCACCCUUUCAACAACAAUAUUAUACGGGAACCCUAUCCCACUGGCUUCAGAAUACCACAGCUUGAAACUUAUGAUGGGACGAAGGACCCCGAUGAUCAUCUACAUGCUUUCUACUCUUGCAUGCAGGCCCAGAACGCCUCUGAUGCGUUGAUGUGCAAAAUCUUUCCCUCUACCCUCCGAGGUAAUGCUCGAACCUGGUACUAUAGUCUGCCUCCAAGAUUCAAUGAUGCAGUGCUGGAGGUUAAUUCUUUUGACCAAGCUGUGGGAAUUACAACUGUGAUCUCGGGUCUUAGCCAUGAGAGGUUCCGAGAUAGUCUGCUCAAACAUCCUGCCAACACCUUCAGCGAGAUUAAGAAUAAGAUGGACUUGAGACGUCCGGGUCCAAUGAGAAUUGCUGCUGCUACCAGAGACCAUACAAGAGUGGAACAGCCAAGGUUUGUCAGGGAACAAAGGCUGCAGCAUCAAGGAGUCCACAAUCCCCCAAACAGACAAGGUGUGGGAUAUCAGCAAGCCCCACCACCACUCCCACCACCACUCCCACCACCAGCUAGAGUCAUACACAUGAUUACGAGAGGUUUGGAAGCAGGUGGGCUGAGCUCUAAGCAGCGAAAAUUGUAUGUUAGAGAGAUCAAGCACCAAAACCGAGCUCAGAAGCGAAAAUUUGACGAUGUUGAGUGGAAGAAUCAACCCAUCACUUUCACAUCUGCUGAUCUCGAAACAGUCGUCACACCUCACAAUGAUCCCCUAGUCACUUCUGUCACGAUCAACAAUUGUGAGGUGCAGCGUGUCCUUGUUGACACAGGGACUGCACCAGACAUCAUGUACUUCCAUUGUUUUAAAAGUUUGGGGUUGGAUCCGGCUUUGUUGCAGCGGUAUGAUGGUCCUAUCUACGGAUUCAACAACCAGCCAGUUCCAGUUGAAGGAGUCCUCACCAUGAAUGUUGCAUUUGGAAAUGGCUGGAGUUAUGUGACCCCUUCAGUUAGGUUUCUGGUAGUCAAGAUGGCGUCCUCAUUCAACAUCGUCAUCGGCCGACCCACACUGACUGAAAUCCGAGCUGUGGUCUCCCAGUCUCACCUAUGCAUGAAAUUCCCAACUCCUACGGGAAUAGCAACGCUACGAGGCAACCAGGAGGUGGCCCGACAUUGUUAUAUCACCUCGGUAACACAACCUCAGAAGGGCAAGGCUCAGACACCCGAGAUUAAUCCCAAACGGAUUCCUGAUGAUCGGCAAGUUAUGGGUGUUGAGAUAGUAGAUAACCGACCAGAAGAUGAAACCAGAGCUGCUCCAGUAGAAGAUGUGGAGGAGGUCCAGAUUGAUGACAGAGAUCCGAGUCGGAAAACGCAAAUUGGGACUAAACUGAACUCGAAGGAAAGAGCAGAGCUAAUAGCUUUUCUUCGGGCCAAUAAAGAUGUUUUUGCAUGGACUUCAGCAGACAUGUCGGGAAUUCCCACUUCAGUUUUUCAACAUAAACUCAGCACCAAUCCCCUCAAGAAACCCGUAGCCCAGAAGAGACGCCUCUUCGGGGGGGAGAGGUUAAAAGUUAUUAAAGAAGAAGUCGAGAAACUCCUACAAGCCGGCUUUAUCAGAAGGGUAGAUUACUCUGAGAAAGCAGCUUUAGCAGUUGUCACUUCGGCCAGAAAGUUGAGGCCAUAUUUCCAGUCGCACCCGAUCAUUAUUCUUACAGACCAACCCCUUCGGCAGAUUCUGCAAAAGCCUGAGUGUUCUAGAAGUGGCAAAGGUUCAGGAGCUGGUGCUCUCUUGAUCGGCCCAGAUGGAUACCAAAGUGAACAUGCUUUGAAAUUUAACUUCGAUGCAACAAAUAACAUGGCUGAGUAUGAAGCCCUGCUACUUGGUCUGCAGCUAGCUUUAGAGUUAAAACUCAGUGCGAUCCAAGUGUACAGUGACUCCCAGCUGGUGGUGAACCAAAUUAACUCAAUCUGCGAAGUUGUUGAUCCUGUGAUGGUGAAAUAUGUAGCUCUGGUGGCCAAGCUGAAGUGCAAAUUCCAGAAAUUCUGUCUGAACAAAAUCCCCCGAACUGAGAAUGAACAAGCAGAUUCACUCUCUAAAUUCGCCUCUGAUAGUUCUUCACAUUCCAGAUCAGUUUUUGUGGAGGUCUUAGAUGAACCAAGCUUCAUGAAGCCACGGGUGAUGGAGAUCAGCACCAACCCAGGCACACCGAGCUGGACUGAUCCCAUCCUCUCCUUCUUACGAGACGGGAUAGUACCUGAGGACAAGCAGGAGGCAAUGAAGUUGAGGAGGAAAGCAUCUCGGUAUACACUUGUUAAUGGGGUCCUUUAUAAGCGAUCUUUCUCUCUACCUCUUCUACGGUGCUUGAAUCCCUAUAAAGCAGAAUAUGCACUCAGGGAGGUGCAUGAAGGUGUCUGCGGAAGUCAUGUGGGGGCCCGAACUUUGGCUCAUAAAGUCCUUAGACAGGGUUAUUAUUGGCCCAACAUGUACAAGGAUGCCACUCACUUUGUUCAGAGAUGCUUGAAAUGCCAGUUCUUUGCGCACCUGACUUACCAGCCUGCAGAAGAGCUCACUACUCUGGUAGCACCGUGGCCAUUUGCUCAGUGGGGAUUGGAUCUUUUGGGUCCGUUCGUGAAGGGGGUUGGUGGUGUAACCCACCUGAUUGUUGGUGUAGAUUAUUUCACAAAAUACGGGAUCCCGAAUCAGAUUGUGGCUGAUAAUGGAACUCAAUUUAACUACACCUCUUUUCGAGAUUUCUGUUCCAGCUACGGGAUAAAACUGCAGUUCACCUCGGUUUACCAUCCGGAGUCCAACGGCAUGGUCGAAUCUGUAAACAAGUGCAUCUUAGAAGGUGAAACACCCUAUCAUCUAGCCUUUGGUACCGAAGCAAUCAUUCUUAUCGAGAUAGGAGUUCCAAGCUUCAGAGUCACUCAUUUCGAUGAAGGACGAAAUGGACAACUGCUUCGGGAGAACCUUGAUUUGCUUGAUGACGUUAGAGAAGAAGCACGACUUCAAACUCUAGUCUAUAAGCAGAAAAUAGCAAACUUCUAUAACAAACGAGUUCGACCCCGAACAUUCAAAGUAGGAGACCUUGUCCUCAGGAAAGCUGGUCUGACGGGAUUCGAAACUCGAUUCGGCAAGUUGGCACCAAACUGGGAAAGCCCCCUACACUGUUGCCGAAGUGCCGCACCCAGGUGCAUAUAUCUUACGGGACACUGAAGGCAACCAAGUUCCCAGGGUCUGGAAUGUCAAUAAUUUGAAGAAAUUCUACCCUUAGCACACUUCGUUCCAGUAAACUUUGUCUUAUCGC